Molecule: messenger RNA, 3525 nt
Organism: Aspergillus wentii DTO 134E9
Lineage: Eukaryota; Fungi; Ascomycota; Eurotiomycetes; Eurotiales; Aspergillaceae
Exons: 3
Coding region: 1-3525 (1174 amino acids)
Molecular function (GO): ADP binding; protein binding
Source: RefSeq, a predicted model, not a curated record
AUGUCGUCCGGCCUGCGUACCCUUUAUCAACCAACCGUCAUCAAGUUAUAUGAGGAGGACGAUAAUACUGAUAGGGGUGUGGAUAUAGUAGCUGUUCAUGGAGUGGGUGAAGAUUCCAUCAUCGCCUGGACAGAUCUGGACACAAGGACUCUCUGGCUGAAAGAUCUUCUGCCAGAGAGUCUCCCCUUCGCACGCGUCUUGACAUUCGGCUAUCAAUCCGAACCGGCAUUCUUUCGUGGCAGAGGAUUUGUGGAAAAGAUCCAGGGCCAUGCGACAACACUGGUCGCCGCUUUGGAAAGCGACAGACGUUUGGGAAACCACGAGCAUCGGCCCAUCAUCUUUCUUUGCCAUGGAAUUGGGGGGAUCAUCGUGAAACAGGCCCUCGCAUAUUCAGCCCGUCAAACCUCGCCCCACGUCGGCCACCUCAGCUCGAUCUUCAUCUCAACCUGCGCGAUUCUCUUCUUCGGGACCCCCCACAGCAGCCGGCAAACAUGGGACGAUGACAGAAGAAUAACAGAAGCCAUAAUAAGCCGCAUCAAGAGCAAGAGCCAGCAUCAUUUCUCGUGGCUCACCGACAUCGACGGACUGGAAGUCAUCAAUGCCCAGUUCGCGCCCCUGAUCAAGAAAUUCCGUAUUUUCUUUUUCUGGGAACAGCGACCGACCCAUGCCGGGGGGUCUGCGCAGUUUGUUGUUGAGCAAUCCUGCGCAGCCCCAAUUAUCGACGACACCCAGCACUCGGGAAUCGAUGCUACACAUGCGGGUAUGAUCCGUUUCCCGGGACCAGAGUCGCCGGGGUAUCGAGUCGUGUUGAGCGCGUUGAUGCUAUACUGUCGAGAGGCACCUGAUAUUAUCGCGCACCGACGGGAAGCUGCCCGCGACGCACUGGCACGUGCUCGCGCCCAAGAAGCAUUCGAGCUGAUGGGUGUCCCCUUGAAGAUUCCAGACCAGCGCUCUCUGCCCCAAGAACCAGGAAUACCAAAGCAUGUCCCAAACACCUAUUUCGACCAUCGCCUUCAAUCAAAUGAGCAAUUCUUCGGUCGAGGGGAUGCUUGUGGUAUCAUACAAAACGCCCUGUUUCAACCAGAGGCAAGCAUCGGGUGCCACAGGAUAUUUGUAGUUCAUGGAAUGGGAGGCUCAGGGAAAACACGGCUGUGCUCAGUAUUUGCCCAGCAGAACAAACAUAGGUAUUGGGGCGUUUUCUAUGUCGACGCUACCUCAGUCGAAAUAGCAAAUCAAUCCUUUGGUAGGAUCGCGGAACAGGGUGGACUGCAACAUACAGAAAGUGCCGGGAGGUACUUUCUUUCUCAAUCACCGCACCCAUGGCUUCUCAUCAUCGACAACGCGGACAGAAAAGACCUUGAAGUUCAGGGCUUCUUCCCUUCUGGCAAUCGUGGCCACAUUCUCAUUACAACAAGGAAUCCCAGCUUGCGCAAGUGGGGGAACGCAGGACACAUUGCGCUCAAGGGACUCAAGCAGGAAGAGGCACUCCAGCUUUUGCUCAACCGGGCAGGUAUCUGCAAGCCGUGGGAUACUUCAACGGAAAGUGCAGGGCAGAAGGUCAUCCGAGCAUUGGGAUAUCUGGCGCUAGCCGUCACCCUGGCGGCAGAUGCCAUCUACGAGAGAGCUUGUCAAUUGACGGGGUACCUGGACUUUUAUGAUUACCAUCGAAGAAAACGCUGGCAGAGGCAGCAAGAGGUGGACGCGACCCGUGAUGAUGUCCUCAUUUACUCAGCAUUCGACGUGUCCUUGGAGCAUAUACAGAUGAAGACAACGACAGCCAGCAAGGACGCUGUAGAGUUACUGAGCAUUGUCAGCUUUUACCACUUCGAUCAGAUACCGGUUUCUAUCUUCAGCCAAGCGAUUAUCAACCUACACAAAGCCGAGGCAGCCAAAAAGCCAGAUGGGUCAGCUUCCUGGUGGCGGCAUGCUGUCUGGAAGAGAUAUCAGUCAUCCCACGCUCCUCUCCCACACUUUCUGCAACGAUCAUUGGAGCAUCCGGAACCGCAGUGUAUUGAAGAGGCCCUCAGCGAGCUCUACCGAGUAUCACUAAUAUCGUAUGAUAGUAAUCAGAAUCUGACCUUCUCGCUGCAUCCUUUGGUCCAUACCUGGGCACGAGAUCGUAUCCACCCAAAUGACAGAGCAGAAUGGGCUUCCAUUGCGUUGAAUACACUGGCACAUUCACUGCUUUUGCCGUCAGACCCAAAAAGUGGCUCCCAGGCAGAAUUCCAAAAAGCGAUCUAUUCUCAUCUGAACGAAAAUCUCAAAGAAUGCCCCAUCACAAUCACGCAAUUCGAGGGUCUUUUCGGAAAAUUUCAACUCAUCUAUGCCACUGUCUUUCAACCGUCCGCUCUCGCCCUUUUUCAGGAGCAAAUUGCCAUGGCAGUUAAAUAUACCCACCUCUACGCUGUGACGGGUAGGUUCAAAGAAGCGGUGUACUAUUUAUCAAUGGUCAAAAAUGUCCUGGUCCAGGUCGUCGGCUAUAAUAAUGACAAGACAGUGUUAGUAAUGUUUUUUCUCAGCAAGAUACUCUGGGGACUCGGUCGGUUGGAAGAAGCAAUUUCAAUCCAGAAACAUGUCGUUGAAUACCGGACUCGAGUCUUGGGGCCUGAGAGCCGUGAGACGCUGCAGGCAAUGGAUCACUUGUCAAAUUGCUACUGGUUGCAUGGUCAGUAUUCUGAAGCCCUUCAUCUGCAAACCGUAACUACAGAGCAAAUGAAGAAGAGUCUCGGGCCGCAGGACAAAGACACUCUAGGUGCAUUGGAUACACUCGGCACCAUCCUCGGAUCAUGGCACCGCUUUCAAGAAAGCAGAGAGGUUCACCAAAAGGUCUUAGAUGCACGGGAAGCAGCCAAAGAGGCGAAUGUUCUCGAUGUUCUCACCUCCAAAUGCAAUUUGGCCAUGGCAAUGAUGGGCCUGGGUCUCGCGGAAAAGGCACGUGGCAUUCUACAGGACGUCUUCGAACAGCGGAAACAACACCUGGGCAAAGAGCAUCCUUGGACUCUUUGGGUCCUGUGCUACUUAGCUAAAGCUUAUAUAAAACUUGGCCGGCUGACUGAUGCGGAAGACAUUUUGAUCGAAGGUAUUGCUGCAGCGAGGCGGGGGCUUGGGGAUGAUCAUCUAGGUGUUCUGUUGGGCCGUGGAGCUCUUGCCCGUGUAUACGCUCGCCAGGGGAGGCUUGAAGAAGCAGAGGAGAUCAGUUUGGAUGUUUUUGAAAGGGUUACAUUCUCACGUGGUCCCUUGCAUCCCGAUUGUGUCUAUGCCAUGUGGAAAUUAGGACAGCUUUUCGAGCUGCAGAAGAAUCUCCCGAGAGCCUUAUCCUGGUACAAUGCUGCCGUGGAACGGUCCAGCUACAGGUUGACGCGCGAGCACCCACUUGCCCAAAUGGCAGUCCGUCGGGUGAAGGUCAUUUCAGAAGAACUUGAUAUCGAAGAGACGCCAUCUCAUCACUCCAACGAACACGAUGGCCACGACGAGAAUGAUGAAUCUCCAAGGACUGGCACUCUGCAAUCAACCCGAACCUGGUAA